Diospyros lotus (date-plum) is the source of this 2517-nucleotide messenger RNA. RefSeq names its product SNARE-interacting protein KEULE. Gene Ontology annotation, molecular function: syntaxin binding. Lineage: Eukaryota; Viridiplantae; Streptophyta; Magnoliopsida; Ericales; Ebenaceae. The coding region runs from base 152 to 2149 and encodes 665 amino acids. Gene Ontology annotation, biological process: intracellular protein transport; vesicle-mediated transport. The record is from RefSeq and is a predicted model, not a curated record. The transcript is spliced from 21 exons. Gene Ontology annotation, cellular component: plasma membrane; secretory granule.
UGUAUCGCAUCAAACCCCCUAAUAAUUACCCCUCGGGGACUCUCUCUCUCUCUCUGGAAAAAGCUCUUUCUCUCGGUCUUGGAUCAGCACGAUCUGUUCCCCCAAUUCGUUGUUUUUGGUAGAAUUGAAGAUUGGAGGAGCUUGAAUCGACAUGUCGAUGUCUGAUUCCGACACCUCCUCUCAGGGCAGCGAGUACAAGAACUUCCGGCAACUUACCCGUGAUCGGUUAUUGUAUGAAAUGCUUCGAUCUGCCAAAACUGGGGACUCAAAAUCAACAUGGAAGGUACUCAUCAUGGAUAGGGUGACUGUGAAAAUAAUGUCUUACUCAUGCAAGAUGGCAGAUAUCACAGAGGAAGGAGUUUCAUUGGUAGAAGACAUUUACAGACGAAGGCAGCCACUGCCCACCAUGGAUGCCAUAUACUUCAUCCAGCCGACCAAAGAGAAUGUUGUUAUGUUUCUCUCUGACAUGUCCGGAAGAGCACCUCUGUACAAAAAGGCAUUUGUUUUCUUCAGUUCACCUGUUCCAAGAGAAUUGGUUAAUCAUAUAAAGAGGGAUGGAAGUGUGUUAUCUCGCAUAGGUGCCUUGAGAGAGAUGAAUUUGGAGUACUUUGCCAUUGAUAGUCAGGGAUUUAUUACUGAUAAUGAAAGGGCUUUGGAGGAGCUUUUUGGGGAUGAGGAGAGUAAUUCCAAAGGUGAUGCGUGCUUGAAUGUGAUGGCCACUCGCAUUGCUACAGUUUUUGCUUCAUUACGUGAAUUUCCUUCUGUCCGCUACCGUGCAGCCAAAUCCCUGGAUACAGCUACAAUGACUACAUUUCGUGAUCUAAUUCCUACAAAACUUGCUGCUGGUGUGUGGAAUUGUCUUAUGAAAUAUAAAGCUAACCUCCCUAACUUUCCCCAGACAGAAACAUGCGAGUUGCUUAUCGUGGAUAGAUCUGUAGAUCAGAUUGCUCCUGUGAUACAUGAAUGGACAUAUGAUGCAAUGUGCCAUGAUUUGUUAAACAUGGAAGGAAAUAAAUAUGUGCAUGAGGUCCCAGGCAAAGCUGGUGGUGCACCGGAGAAGAAGGAAGUCCUUUUGGAGGAUCAUGAUCCCAUCUGGCUUGAGCUUCGGCAUGCACAUAUAGCUGAUGCUAGUGAACGGUUGCAUGAAAAGAUGACAAAUUUUGUAUCAAAAAACAAAGCUGCUAAAAUUCAGCAUGGUUCAAGAGAUUCUGGUCAAUUAUCGACUCGUGAUUUGCAGAAGAUGGUUCAGGCAUUGCCACAUUAUAGUGAGCAAAUUGAUAAAAUCUCUCUACAUGUAGAUGUUGCUGGAAAAAUAAACAAUACUAUCAAAGAGAUGGGGCUUAAAGAACUUGGGCAGUUAGAGCAGGACCUAGUUUUUGGAGAUGCAGGAACUAAGGAUGUGAUCAAUUUUUUGAGAAUGAAACUGGAUGUAACACGGGAAAAUAAGUUGCGCUUGUUGAUGAUAUAUGCUGCGUGUCAUCCUGAAAAGUUUGAGGGUGAUAAAGUAGCAAAGCUAAUGGAGUUAGCAAGACUACCGGCUGAGGAUAUGAAUGCUGUAUAUAAUAUAAGAUUGCUUGAGGGGUCAUCAGAUACCAAGAAAAGCUCAAUUGCAGCUUUCUCUCUGAAAUUUGAUGUCCACAAGAAGAAGCAUGCUGCUAGAAAGGAUCGCCCUGGUGAAGAAUCAAAGUGGCAGCUUUCACGCUUUUAUCCUAUGAUAGAGGAACUUAUUGAAAAGCUUAGCAAAGGUGAGCUACCAAAGAAUGACUACCCAUGUAUGAAUGACCCAAGUCCUACAUUCCAUGGGUCUUCUAGGGUUUCAUCCAUGCAACUUAAUCAAGGUCCUGCUCCUCAUUCAAUGAGACAAAGACGGGCAACAUGGGCUCGGCCUCGAGGCUCUGAUGAUGGGUAUUCAAGUGAUUCAAUUCUAAAGCACGCGUCUAGUGAUUUCAAGAAGAUGGGUCAACGUAUUUUUGUAUUUAUUGUUGGUGGAGCAACCAGAUCCGAGCUACGUGUUUGUCACAAGCUGACAGAAAAGCUAAAGAGAGAAAUUGUAUUAGGUUCAUCUAGUCUUGAUGACCCUCCACAGUUUAUUACGAAACUGAAGAUGCUGACAGCUCAAGAACUUUCACUGGAUGAUCUUCAGAUAUAAUAGAAUUUGGUGGAGCAAGAAGCUGGGAACACAAUUUUUUUGCUGAUCCUGUUUCCCAGUAUGUAAACAUAGAUGGGUACAAAUAGGCUCCGGUCUCCUUUCUUUUAAGCGAUGUAAAAAUGUUUGGCUUCAACAUUUGAAGCUGAUCAAUAGGUUGGGUCCUUGAGGAGUUAGUUAUGUUGAUAAAGAUUUAUGCUCUGGUAUUGUAUUGUAAUCGUGGAGAAACAAUAGGAAAUAGUUUUUUUUUUUUUUUUCAAUUUCUUUUAGUUUUCUUUUCCCUUGGUCCAUAAACUACUGUUCAUUGUGUACAUUAUUUUCCCUGAUUGAUACAGUAAACCGGUUAAAAGAUUGUCUGAUGUUCUCUGGAA